This is a messenger RNA of Ostreobium quekettii, 339 nucleotides long. The record is from the annotation of a GenBank genome assembly. Lineage: Eukaryota; Viridiplantae; Chlorophyta; Ulvophyceae; Bryopsidales; Ostreobiaceae.
AUGCCUCCUGUCCAGAGUGAGGAAUCCUGGUGCACCGCUCUCCCUUCUUUGCACAUAAGAGAGAGGCCUGCCAUCACAAUGGCGAGGACCAUUGUCAGCCUGCAUGAUUCUGAAGGAAUAAUUUCAGGCAGCCGCUUCUCGCCCAAGGGUCAAAGCAUAGAGGAAACCAGGAACUGCAAAGCUGCAGGGAAGGAAUGUGGAAAGUGUCAGCAGUACGCUGAGCCAGAAACGAAAUUCAACUGGUGGUUGCGAUGCAAGUGGCAUUCCAUUCAAUGGCAGUAUGAGAUUCCGUGCUGCUCGCCCUGUCCUGGGUUACCGUUCUGGCUGUGCAACGCAUGA